Messenger RNA from Nasonia vitripennis (jewel wasp), 5648 nucleotides. Its product is annotated as PH domain-containing protein DDB_G0287875. NCBI's taxonomy places the organism in Eukaryota, Metazoa, Arthropoda, Insecta, Hymenoptera, Pteromalidae. The record is from RefSeq and is a predicted model, not a curated record. The transcript is spliced from 8 exons. The coding region runs from base 1243 to 4314 and encodes 1023 amino acids.
UCAAUUUGGCGCAGAUGUGCGUUUUAGAAGGAUUAGUGCUGGAAUUUUCAAAAAUCAAUAACUUUACGAAAUCUUGGUAGUUCCCUGCUGAGAAGAGAUGUCCCUAUUGCUGGUCGGGAUUAUGUAACAGAGGACUGAAUUUUAUUCUCUAUACGUCUGAAACUUGGCAUCGGAUUUUAUAGCCAGCAUAAGACGUUGUACACGACAUCUCUUCUUCCAAUCACACAAUAUUUAUUCACUAUCCAUUCCAAGUGUACCUAACUCAUAUAAUGUUUCACAGUUUUGUCAACCGACAAAUUAUUAACAUCGUUUUUCACCAAAAAGCACACAUUUUUUCGUUCAUUUGAAUCGCACUUCAAAUCCCCAUGCCAGUCACCCCGUAUCAAAGAGAAAGAAACAAGACCAAGUAACUGAACUCAGCAACCCUCUCAGCUUAUACGUAACAAAAGGUCAACGUCUCCCCACGUGUCGCAAAAACGCGUCGCGCCUCACCUUCGUCAUCAUCGUAUACACUAUACCUCUCGAAGCUUCGUGUACAAAGCGUCUCACCGACACGCGGCAAUAACGUGCAGUGUAUAACUCGCGCGUUAACGCCGGAGGGGGCGAAUUAAGAAAAUCGAGUGCACUUCGGGGGGUCGCGUCGUCGAAAAGACCGUCGACUAUGAGAUACGUCUCGCGCAGAAGCCUAGACGUCUUUUCAGAGGUCCUAAGGUCAGGGCUGCUGCGCAUCGAUCGCGUCUCGAGUUGCGUACGUACGUCCCCUCCGGUGCAUCUCCCGUUUCGUACAUACAGUGCAUUUGCCGAGAUAAGAGAGAAGGCCGAGUGAGAUGCGGAAGACGAGGUAUUGAGAAUGGGCUUUGGGGUUGAUUGACGUGAGCGGAUGGGGGUGAAGGGUGCGGGAUUGGGAUUGGUCGCGAGUCAGUUCAAGUUUUGAUGUGUUCAUUUCCGUUGAUUCUACGACGAUGCGUAUACGAAAAUAAUUGAAAUUUAUUUAAGUAUAACAGCUCGUUAUUAUUAUUUUUUUCCCGUAAAUUCAUAAAUCAUGAAUACGUUAUUUCGAAAGUAGCUUGUGAUUAAUUAAAUUCGUAUGGCUUAUGUUCAGGAUUCGCAUUGAACACGAAUUUCCAGUUUGAUGGGAAUCAUUACUCGAACGUCAAAGCUUCAAUCCCUGUUAUUUCGUAGAGUUAACCACCGGUAAAAUUCAAAUAACUCAGAGAAACAAACAUUGAACCACUGCGAAAAAUGUCUUCGAACACGACUCAGACCCCGCAAAACGGGGACAGCUCUAAGGGCACCUACCCGUUGCUGGGCAUUUGGCUGCGUCGCAUUAGCGACACGUAUAUUGGAGCCUGGCUGAUCGACGUGUUCCAGGCGUCAACCCAGGCGAUGGCGAGCGCCGCCGCGCCUCCCCAGUCGAGCGGCGGCACAGGUGGGCCCCUCAGCUUCAUGGGCUGCAUGAGAGAGGCCUCACCGCCGCCCUACGAUGAUCAGCCCCCGCCGCACAUGCAGAUGCACCACAGGCCACCCAUGGGACUGCCGAGUGGAGAGUUCAUGGCGCAGGGAUACGACUCGAUGCCCAAAGAGCCGAAAAAACGGCGCUUCCACCCGCUCCGAGGCCUCCGGCGAAUCUUCCGCAAGAAGAGUCGCGGCGCGGCUGACGCUCGACUGUCGGGUGGCGUGGGUGCAGGCUCGGGUAGCAGCGACCGCGAGCAGAAUGGCGAGCACAUGACACUGCGUGACCGGGAGGAGGUCACGCUGAGGGACCCCGCUGGACGGGCCGCAGAGAUCCGUAGCAGGAGCGCCAGCGAACUACUCACCGAGUCCGGAGAGCAGGAUCGACUGUUUCUGCGGCGGAGAGGCAUCGAGGAGUCAUUCGCCAACCUGCAGCGCGGCUGCGUCGGCGCCGUUGGCCAGCUCUCGGUCUCGCACGACAGCGUUUUCCCCGGCGAGGUGGGCCACACUCGGCCGCUCUCGUCCCUCGAUAUGCACGCGAGCCUCGAGCGACGAACGGCUAAGGCGUCCACUACUAGUGAGGCUACCGAACACAAGGAAAGUCAUCCCACUGGGCAGAGGAAUCGGAUAUCGUUGCGGGUGCUGGAACAGAUAAAGACGGUCAUAGAGAACCGGAAUCAGAUCUCGGCGUCGCCGGGCACGGAAAACUCAAACUCGCCGCACAACCGCUUCGCCAGCCGGGACAGGAGCGAGCGCAACCACGCAGCCGAGGAUACACAAGCAAAAGUCCCGAGGAAGGAUGCGCCCACACCGGCGAGCAACAACAACAACAACAGCUCGUCCAUCAUCGCCGAGGAGGCCAGCUCGCCACUCAAGGAAGAUCUUCCGGAGCUGACGACAGCCAGCCUGAACCACACAGCAGCCCUGCACCGCAUCUCGGUUCGCCCGAAGAAUCGCCGACCGCCGCGCCGAUCCGGUUCGCAGUCGAGCAGCAGCAUCAACAACACCUCGUCGACCUCGUCGAACGGCCUGCCGCGCAUCGACAGCAUCUCCGAGAACUCGAUCGACACGCUCGACAGCCUCGAGGCGAUGGCCCCGCUGGCCUCGGACUCGGGGAUCGGCAACUCGACUCGCGUCGACUCGCCGGCACCGCCGCUCACGCCCACGACUCCGCUGCCCGAGACCCCGACCUCGAGCAAGCCGAUACCGAUCCUCAGGAAGUCGUCGAGCCGCUUGUCCAGAAACUCCGAGGUCUUCGAGGAGCUCGAGGCCAAAUUGCCGGUUCUCAGGAAGCCCGCCGUCUCUCCCGACAGUCUCGACUCCAACCUCGACUCCAACUCGAGAUCCAGCGCCGACGUGCUCGACAUCAGCGACGAUAGCCACCUGGCGAAGCCUCUGCCCAAGCCGACGCCCAGGACGGCUUCCACGGGCUCGGACGGCUACGAGAAGUCGGGCAUCCCGGCCUCCUCUCCCCGGCGCAGGCUGUCCUCCAACCGGCUGUCCAAGUCGCCCGACAGCCUGGAGAGCAACUCGCCCGGCUGGCUGACCAAGUCCAGCGAGGGCUUUGACAAGCUGUCGGACUUCGAGCGCGAGAGCUGCAACAACGGCAACGUCGGUCACGGCAAACCGGUGGCCGCCGCUCGCCGGCUUCUGCUCCACCCGAUGUCCAAGUCGCAGGAGCGAGUCUGCUGCAGCAAGUCCGCCAACAGCCUCGAGGCCCUGGAGGCGCUCAACAGCGACGACUCGAUGGAGCGCCGGCGGAGCAGCUUCGAGAUCCGGCCCAGGCGGAACCAAGCGCACAAAAUCAUGUCCAAGUCGACCGAGUGCUUCGACUCCACCCUCGUGGAGCACCAGCAGCUGGUCGUCAAGGCCGAGGAGAAGCGGAAGAGAGCGAGCGUCUCGGAGGUCAACCUGUCGAGGGGCAGGCACAGCAGCCUGCUGAGCAAGUCCAGCGAGAGCUUCGAGAAGAUCGAGAUCCCGCCGAGUCGCGAGGAGAAGAACGAGGCCGACCUGGACCUCGAGAAGGUCAACAGCUGCUGGCGAGGGAACAGGAGGAUGGCGCACUCGUCCGAGAGCUCGGACAAUUUCGACCUCGACGAGAACUGCAGGCUGGAGAAUCGAGCCAAGGCCAGGCGCUCGACUCCCAAGCGACUGAGCGGCGGCUUCGGCGACGAGCAGGAGAACAUUGUGCUCCUGCGCAAGUCCUCGUCCAGGUUGCAGAAGAGCUCCGAGAGCUCCGAGCUGGGCAGCACGGAUACCCUCGACUCGGAACGCAGAAACACGAUGAAAUCGUCCGACAGCGACGAGACGCUCGACAGCCUCGAGAAGGAUCUGCAGAGCCAGCCGGAGCAGGACUGCAAAGACGAGGAGACGACGGAGAGCGUACUCGAACGCCGCGAAAAGGCCAGCGAGGAGGAGGAGGAAGCGGAGGAGGACGAGAAGGACGAGAAGAGCUCAUUCUGGCAGAGACGCGCCAACCCACAGGAGUCCAAGGAUCUGGAUAUCCAGCUGCUGGCCUACACCCUGGUCUCGCGCAUCCAGGAGAACGGCAACAACGAGGACCGUGACAACAACGAGGAUAACCAUCUCCAGCAGUAUCACGAGGAGGAGAGGACUGGCAAGAGCAUAAGCAGCAGCUCGCCCGUCGUAGUUUACCCCAAAAAGAAGCAGCAACAGCAGCAGAUGCAGCAUCAGCAGUCGAGCUCCGAGGACAACAAGACUCUGAGCUCGAUCAACAAUUUGCUGAGCAGCAAAAUGGACGAGGACCUGCAGAAUAUGCUCAACGGGAACAUAUCCGAGGUGUCGACCGACACCAAGAGCUUCAAGGAGAAGCUCAUCAUGUUCGAGAAGCUUGGAAAGUGAAUUCGUGUGAUGAUUAUGCGUAAUAUAUCUUUUGCGUUUGUUUGAGAAUUGCUGGCAUUUUUUCGGAGACUGGCUUGGCGUGACUCGAAAUUUUCGCGAGACAGCCGAUGAAUCGUGUGUACGCAUGGGAUUGCGCACUGCUUGUGUUUUAUAUUUUAUGAUCGUGAAUGCGAAAUUGUACAUUUGUUUUUUGAAGUAUUAGCCAGGAUUUUUCGAAAUUUUCCGAAUGUCGCAAAGUUUUGAAGGGAUGCCGAUGAAAGUUGUGAACUUUUAUUUGUUGGACAGGCGUGCCGAUUAUUCUUUCCGUCGCACGGAAAUUUUGAGCACCUACGUCAGUCUCUCUAACGAUAUAAUGAUGAUAAUCGAGCGCCUAUGUAAAGAUUUACACUCAAUUAUAGACUAUAAUAAUGUAUAUGUACGAGAAAUGUUAAAUUAUUGUUUAUACAACGGAGUGUGGAAAUGUCGCUUGGAAAUCUUGAAAAAAUCAAUUUUUUCGUGCGUUUUCAAAUACGCAACGACUCUCGUGCACGUGCGCUCUUUGGGCAAACUCGUCGAUGUUAACUGUUUGGCGUAUCACAUUUUGAAAGACGUUUUAUUACAUUUUACGUAGCGAGUAUGAACUUUUUGAUAAGCAUGAAUUAAGAUUGUACAUUCAUUCGAGUAAUAGCACAUGGUCUUUCAAUAAUUUUAUUGCGAAAGAAUUCAAUUUUUUAAGAUUUUCACUUGACGUUUUCCUCCCUAAGUUAUUUGUUUUAAGUAUUCGACGUUAUUCGUUUUUUCUUUUCUAUUAAAACAAGAGAUAUAGGAUGGCGAUUUCUCGACGAAGUCGCAGAUUCGUGUGUACAGUAGUUCAGUUCACAUUUAGUACACCCACAUGUAUGUAUCCGCAGUAUCGAAAUUUUUCUCAAUGACUCUUUUUUCCUUUUUUGUAAAUAAAUAAUACGUCUAAAGUGUUCUCUCUGUGUAGUGGCUUAGGACAACCAAUUGUAAAGUAUAUACAAGAAUUAUUCUUCAUUUUUUUUCGAACUAUUAUAAAUUAACAAAGCAAAAAAAGAGUCUCGGCGAAAUCUUUUAAGCCUCAAGUGCCUUACACAUGAGCUCGCAAGAACUAAAAGAGAGAUAGAGAAAGAGAAAGCGAUGAAGAAAGAAAGCAGGGCAAGGUGAACAAAAACGUGAAUUGUAAUCGUCUUAAAGCGAUAGAUCUCUUAAAAAGUUAACAAAUAACUAAAAAUGUAACAAUCCUAGGAGCUUAGAGGUUAAAAUUCAUGAUUGUUAGAAAACACGGUUUCGCCGAUUUUUUUCUUUCAAUGUAAAUAAAGCUGCCAUCGCUAUAA